Melampsora larici-populina 98AG31 is the source of this 3714-nucleotide messenger RNA. RefSeq lists its product as uncharacterized. The record is from RefSeq and is a predicted model, not a curated record. Gene Ontology annotation, cellular component: cytoplasm. Bases 1 to 3714 code for a protein of 1237 amino acids. Gene Ontology annotation, biological process: regulation of GTPase activity; signal transduction. The transcript has 6 exons. Lineage: Eukaryota; Fungi; Basidiomycota; Pucciniomycetes; Pucciniales; Melampsoraceae.
AUGACUGACAAUAGAUUACCCAAAUUACCAUUACCUCUUCAUUCUAACCAUCCUAACAGUCCCUCUGAACUUACCUCUGACACUGCCCAACCUCUUACUCCUUCAAUCGCUCCAGAACGUAUUGCUUGUAAUGGUUGUAAAAACAUCUUGGAAGAUACUGGUUCAACUGGUGAUAGUGUAGUAGUUUCUUUUGGUAAUUCACUUUGGCAUGUCGAUUGUUUUCGCUGUGCAAAGUGUCGAAACUUGGUCGAACAUGAUACAAACCUACUCUUGCUUUCUGAUGGAUCACCAGUUUGCGAGAAUUGUUCAUAUAUCUGUUCAGUUUGUAAAAAUCCAAUCUCGAAUGAAGCUAUCGUCACUGGGGAUGAAUCUUAUCAUGCAGAUUGCUUUAGGUGUAGAUCUUGUCAGAAUCGAAUUGAAGAACUUAUCUUUGCAAAGACUAGUCAAGGGAUUUAUUGUAUGACAUGUCACAAUGAUCGAGUUACUAGAUCAAGACGGCAUGCUGAAGCUAAGCGUAAUAAGUCAUCCAAUCCGAACGCCAAGAAAGAACGAGAACGUGAUCCACAUUCACCUCAACUCGCAUCCAAUAACAACUCGAAUUCCAAUUAUUUUUCAUCCCUAAACUCAUCCACCGAUAAAGCUUUGGACAAUAACUCUCACCAUGGUCAUAUGAAAUCUCCACUACCUGAUCUACCACCUUCAAGCCCUUCUCCAGGUCGGAGUGACGGCGGUGCUCUUCGAUCAAUGCGUCGUACCAGUAUCGGUAACCUCUUGGGUAUCACUCAGCAAAAGAAACGCUCUCCUAGUGCCGGUCCUCAAGAACCACCGUCCCGUCACAGCUCUCGUCUACCUGUCAAUGUGACAUCACCCACAUCACCCACCGUCCCUCCCUCCCCACCUCCCAAGGACGGACCUAUUCGUUCACCUUCAACAUCGUCCAAACUAUUCGAGCAAAUCCUAUCAACUGUAGAAUCUCAGCCUACUGGACUUCGAGCUGUACCUCCCUCCCUUCCUUUGAGUCCAGCUUCAUACCUACACGAUCAUCUCGGUGGCACCGCUCGUCCUCGUUAUCCUACGCGUCCUGCUACCUCUGAUGGAUCUCGAUCUCUCAAUAGUUCUACCCAGUCAUCGUCGAAUAUUCUGGCUCGUUCUUUUGAAUCCUCACCUCAGAUGCCUAGCCCAAAGCCAAGUCAUCCAGAUGAUGUAUCAUUUUCACGUAUCACAGAUGAUAAUCAUCAACAAAGUUCUCCAUCAAUCAAUGUACCAUUGGUCAACAUUGAUGUGGCCAAAGCAAAUACCCGACGUAGCGUGAUGCUUGGUCCAGGCCGAGGUAGAGCGACAGAUGACCUUCAUCUCGAUCAUUUGUCACCUUAUUUCUCUCGACCUGAUUUGAUAGAAGAAGAUCUAGAACCUGGCUCGUCAGAAUCAACUGAUGAACAUAAUCAUCAAAAUCAAUCAUCAAUUCCUUCAACCCCACAUCCAACUUAUCCUGAACCCAAAAACCGUAUUACAGUACCUGGUACAACAGAUCGACCUUUGUCAUUUUACGAUCCUGAAGUACUCUUUUAUUUGGAUUCAGUUGGUAAUGAUAGCAAUCCACCUAAUGGUGACCAUGAAGAUGGCGUUCCGAGCGGCGUACCACUUGAUUCUGCUGCUCUCGAUACCCGAUCUUCUACACCUGAAAUGGAACAUUUGGCCAGCGAUGAUCGACAACAGUUGCGAAGCAGACGUGAUGGAAAGGAUGAUUCGGAUGAAGUGAGCAGAAAAGUAAGAGAAUCGAUUAGCUUGAAUCGUGAUUUGGCAAAUGCGACAGGUUCUGGAGGAGAUAUGUCAUUAGAUGUAGCAUUAGUAGAACAAUUAUUAAGUUCACUUCAAAAUACAAAAGAAAGGAUGAAAGAGUUACAAAAUGAGUAUAAUGCGAUGAAAAGGGCAUCAAGAACAGCUCAUGAAGGAUUUAGUCUUGCGAGAGAAGAAUACGAUCGAGAAGUAUCUGCACGUCAAGAAGCUGAAAGCAGGAUGAGAGAAUUGAAAUCAGAAAUGUUUGAACAAGCAUCUAAAUUAACUGAAAUCAAAUCAUUAAAAACACUCGAACAAGAAUCGGAAGAAUUGAAAAACUCAGUUUCUGGUUUACAAAAACAUUUAAGUCAACUUACAAUUGAACGUGAUUUAAGAGUAGCUGAAGUAGAAGCAUUGAAUGAUAUUCAAAGUGUUACUGAAACUGAAGCAGAAUCUUCGGUUUCGAAAUCUUUAUCUGCUAAAUUAGAUUCAGUCAAACAAGAUUAUCGUGAUCAGAUUGAUGGAUUGGUUCUCGAAAGAGAUCGAUUGAAGGCCGAAAUCCAACAUUUAGCUAAAGUAAGAGACUCACAUGCUAGAGAACUUGAUCAACUUAAUCAACGACAUGAUCAAUUGAGUGAACUUAAUGCCUCAGCUGCACGUCAAUUGGAAGACACAAGAGCUAGUAUUGGUAGAUUGGGUGCCUUGUCGAGUAGCCAUGGUCAUCAACAUGUCGUUUCUCGCAAUUUGAAUGAUCAACGUGGUGGUGGUGCUCACUCUCCGUCAUCAUCACAACAAUCUCAUCUUGCUCAACAAGCACAACACGAUCUGGCAGAUGAACAAUCACCUUUACCUACUGAAGUUACAAUAGCUACUACAAGAAAGUUUAAAUGGGGUAAAACACAAAAAGCUGUGGUAGCGCCUAGACCCACACACCAUAAAGAUGGAUCAAUAAAUGAAGCAAAUGGACUGCCAUCUAGUGCAGGACCAACGGCUGGAACAAGUGGAACGACACCUACUACCGCUAAUAAUAACUCGGGACCUAAUGCAUUACUUAGUUUACCUGCUGCACUUCGGCCUCAUAACUUUCAACCGGUUAGUGCACUUAGACCAGUUCGAUGUGAUUAUUGUGGUGAUAAAUUUUGGGGUUUAGCCGAAGUGAGAUGUACAGUAUGUGGAAGUUAUAGUCAUACUAAAUGUGCACCAAACUUUUUUGGAUGUCAAAAUACGAAUGGAAAUUUAAAUAUAGAUGAAAAUUCCUCUGAAAUAGUUGAAGCUUGUAUAUUUGGAAAUGAUUUAAUCACACAAGCUAAAUUAGAAAACAAUUUAGUACCACAUGUUGUAGUGAAAUGUAUUGAAGCAGUAGAACAAAAUGGUUUGAAAUUUGAAGGAAUUUAUAGGAAAACAGGAGGAAUGUCAUCAGUCAAGGCAGUACAAAACAGUUUUGAAAAAGGUUUAAAUGUCGAUUUAAAUGAUUUGAAUAAAUUUAAUGAUAUUUCGGCCAUCACUUCGGCUUUGAAAAAUUAUUUUAGACAAUUACCUAAUCCACUUUUUACAUUUGAAUUACAUGAAGCAUUUGUAACUGUUGCAGCUAUGCCACAAGAGACAGUAAGAUUAGAAGCUUUAGAAAGAGUGGUUUAUCAAUUACCACAAAUCCAUUUCGAAACAUUAAAUGUCUUGAUGAAACAUUUGAAUCGAAUUCAAAGAUUAUCAGAUUCGAAUAAAAUGACAGCCCAAAACUUAGGAGUCGUUUUUGGUCCUACUCUUUUAAGGUCACCUAAUCCAAACCGACAGUUUUCGGAUAUGCCUCAUACUGCUAAAGUUAUUGAAUUGAUGGUGGAUCAUGCUCAGGUUAUUUUUAGGAAACCGUUUGGGACUAUUAGUAGUAAUAGUGAAGUGGGGGGGAAUGAAAAGAGUACGGGGAAUAAUGAAAAAUCAUGA